AAUGGCUUCGGAGGACUCGGAGGGCCCGGGCGGUGUGGCGACUCCAGUACUUACACGCACCACGGAGCCGGAGGGGCCGCAGACCAAUAACCGGUUAUCCCUUCCCCUUCCCACUAUCAACAUCAUCACAGUGGAGGUGGAAGAACCACCAAAUGCUUGCCUUUCCAGUCUGCAGCAGACGACACCGAAAUCUGCAGAGCGGGAAGAGCUGCAGUGGCGGGGGUUGACGCCGGGGGACUCUCCGUCUCCAUGUUGGUCGCUCCCGCCGAGUUAUAGUGACGUCAUUUACCACGAUGAAAACGAAUGCACAAGCUCAAAAGCAUGUCACCGAUGCACUGAGACGCAAGGGAAUUUUUUGACGCCAACUUUUAUACCUUCCCGUCUCAAUAAAUCUACAAGUGAGCAGUCGUCACUCGCUCGUGUGGCACACUUCAAUGUUGUCACCGAAUACGACGAAAAAAGACAAACAACAAGCACAAAAGUAAUUGAAGAUGACAUUGCAAGGCAGGCCUUAAUACCAACUGCGCCCCCUAUCGGUGACACUGAUGACGAGGUUUUGUCGUUAUCUGUUUCUGACGUCACACUAAAAGAACGUUUUUGCGGGUGCUGCAAAACCCGGAAGGCGCGUCGCACUGGGGGUAUUUUAAGAAGAGACGCGUCUAUUUCUAUAAACUCUGAUUUUGGAGAAGGAAGUUGUGUUUGUCGAGCUAAACACGUCUGUAUUUGUGUUGGUCUGAUGGUUGUACUAAUUUUGAUUUUGUCGCUUUAUUUUGUUUGGAAGGAACAACCGCAGUAUUUCACUACGAUCCGUUCUUGACGAGUUACACCAUAAGAAAUAGAUUUAGAUCCUAGGAUAUUGUUUUGUUUUCGUAUUCCGAGUCUUUUUCUGUGCACCAUAACAAGUUCAAAAAGUAUUGACCAGGUUGGCAUCUGAACAUCCAAACAUCUACCGCCAAAGCAGAGAGAUAUCUACAAAUUCGUUAGUUACUUGGCUGUGCUCAAGACUCAACAAUGACAAUUGGAAUUGUUAUUUUACACUACAAACAAACAAAAAUGUAUAAAUGUCGACGACCUAUGAGUACUUGACGGGAAAUGACCAUGUGUAGGUCGUACCAAGUUCGGCGCGGAAACGUGACCGUCUGACUCGAGAAGUUGAAAAUCAGUGCCUAAUUGCAUUAAUUGAUUAUGUCUUCCUGAUCAAUUGUUAAUUAUCGGUUAGUUAUUUUGUUACGUAAUGAAGUAUAUCCCAGACGACUGAGGGGGAAAUUAUGGGAUACGUUUUUAUAAUGCAUGUAUUUUGCCUAAGUUGGCCUGCUGAAUUUUCUUUUUCAAUAACUCGUUUAGUCCCAAUUUAUAAAAAAAUUACAAUUGAUUUUACACUGCAGAACAUUCCACAGACAUAUUCAAUUCAUAUUAUUGCCCAUGCUGUGUAAAACAAUUCGUGCAAUAUUUGGAUUUUAAAGAGAAGUCCCAUUUUUUGUGAUUAUCAUAAUUAUUGUUCUCAUGUUCUGAACUUCAAAUUACUUUUACAUCCUCGCUGGACGAGAAUUAUACAGAUCGCAUAGUGGAAAGGGGAGGAUUGGCAUAUUUCUUCUUCAUCUACGAAUGAACUCGUCUUUUGAUUGAUAGUGUAGAAGUUUUCAUUCGUCUUUUGUUAGUUUCACUAAUCUCUAGAAUUGAUGAAUAGUUACACGUUAGGCAUUGUGAAAAGUAUUAUAGCUCGUUUUACGAUAUUAAUUGGAAAUGCACAUAUAUGACCUACCUUCCUGAUGAAUUAGCAAUUGUUUUCUGAAUCGUCCAUCAUUUUGAAGGUAUAUCAUAGUACCUAUAGAGGACUAUUGAUGAUUAUUUAAUAUUAUAAUUAUAAGUACGUAAAAUAUUUUAUACCAAGUAAUAAGGCAAGACCAACACGCUUUGGCUCACAAUUCCACACAGCAAGCUUGGGGGGGAAAACUUGCAUUUUAAUCAGCUCCGUUUUGUUCAUAAAUUCAAAGACAAUAUUUACGUGCAAUAAAAUUGUAUUUGGUGCUAUGCUUUGCAAUGACUAUGUUUUCACAAUGUGGCAUCUUCACACUGGUGUGCCCUAUGCAUCGUGUUAUUCGGGUUAAAACUACGGUCUGCAUGUGUCUGACCGUUCAAAAUAGUCGUGUAUAGCAAGAGAACUGUUCAAAACUGUAAACACAGUACAUGUGUACACAUGCAGUGAUUUUCUUUGAUUGUAUGCUUAGAUUUAUAUGCUUAUUAUAUGCUUAUUAGAGCUAAAAGACAUUGGACACUGGUAAGGAUAUUAGCAACAUGAAUUUGUAUUUGUGGCAGAAUUUGUUUUAAGCAACAUCCGUAUGCCUAACUGUUAAAUGAAAAGCGACUAGGACGUGCUUUAUCACGCUC
Molecule: messenger RNA, 2388 nt
Organism: Lingula anatina
Lineage: Eukaryota; Metazoa; Brachiopoda; Lingulata; Lingulida; Lingulidae
Source: RefSeq, a predicted model, not a curated record